This is a messenger RNA of Mytilus californianus (California mussel), 1584 nucleotides long. RefSeq names its product prolyl 3-hydroxylase OGFOD1-like. The transcript is spliced from 13 exons. Bases 43 to 1569 code for a protein of 508 amino acids. Lineage: Eukaryota; Metazoa; Mollusca; Bivalvia; Mytilida; Mytilidae. The record is from RefSeq and is a predicted model, not a curated record. Gene Ontology annotation, biological process: peptidyl-proline hydroxylation; regulation of translational termination. Gene Ontology annotation, molecular function: iron ion binding; L-ascorbic acid binding; peptidyl-proline dioxygenase activity. Gene Ontology annotation, cellular component: cytoplasm.
UUCCUGUAUUUUUAACACGUGAAAUCAGUCAAAUUGUAAACAAUGCCCAAGAAACGUUUGGCACAGAACUGUUACAGAAGAAAUGACGAAAAAAGAUUACGAGAAUAUAAAAAUCAUAAUUUCCAGCCAACCGUUUUAAAUGACGACAUGAAAAGUUGCCAUAUUACAAAAUUAAUCAAGAAAAGUUACUCGGACAAGACAGAAACUUGUGAAGGUUGUAUAAACUUUUACCAUCAACCCUUCUUCCAUGCAGUGAUAAACAAUUUUGUACAAAAUGUAGAAUUUUUACAACAGCUACAAGAAGAAUUAUCAGAGUUAACAUUUACAGAAAAGAACAAUGAUCUCUACAAGUUUUACCAGAGUAAAGAAGAUUUAAAAGUUGUUGAUCAUCCAUGUAUAAAUGCUCUUAGGUCACUGAUAUAUAAAGACUUAAAAGAAUGGAUUACAGAUAUUACUGGUAUAGAACUAAUAGAUACUGUUGAUUUAUCCUGUGCCAAAUAUCAGUAUACAGAUACAUUGCUGUGUCAUGAUGAUGAGUUAGAUGAUAGAAGGAUAGCCUUUAUUUAUUACCUAGUACCAGACAAAUGGACUGAAGAAGAUGGAGGAGCAUUGGAUCUAUUUAAUGUUAAUGAAAAUGGUCAGCCAGAAGCAACAGUAAAGUCAAUUUUACCUAUCAGAAAUAAUUUUGCCUUCUUUGAGGUUAAUGCUGUAUCUUUCCAUCAGGUUGCUGAAGUAUUAACAGAAGACAAGACAAGACUGUCCAUAAGUGGUUGGUUCCAUGGACCACCUGUUAAAAGACCUGAACCUUAUGUUGAAUCUCCUGUCACACUACAGCCAUCAGGAUCUGUUGAUGAAGAUAUAUUUUAUGAGUGGAUAAAUCCUGCUUAUUUGGACCCAGUUACACAGUCAGAAAUACAGGAAAAAUUUGAAGAAGAUUCAGAAAUUGAACUUACAGACUUCUUACUGCCAGAAAAAUAUGAAGAAUUAAAAACAGUAAUUCAAGAGACAAACUUAGAAUGGAAAAAGAAAGGUCCUGCCAACAAAAGGAAAUACUCAGCAUUAGACAUGAACUCUGCACCAGAGAUAUUGAAGAACUGUAUAGAUUUUCUUCAGUCAGACGCUUUUUUUUUGGUUUUGUCAAAUAUUACAGGUUUGAAGUUACAUGAACUGGCCUCUUGUUCAGAUUCAGAAGGGGAAACAUCAGAGAAUGCUGAGACUAAUCAAAAUAAUGGUGGAGAAAAAAUACCAUGCUGCCAUAGUGAGGUUAGAAAAUGGAACCAUGGGAACUAUACAUUGAUCCAUGAUACAGAUUGUACAACAACAGAGUUUGAAUUAGAUUCUUUGUUACAUAUAUGUUGUGAAGGUUGGAGUGAGGAAUAUGGAGGAUUCACGUCAUAUAUUGCUAAAGGAGAAGACGAUGAGUUGCUGUCAGUUUACCCAACAGAAAAUAGUUUAUCAUUGGUUUACAGAGACAAAGGGACACUAAAAUUUGUUAAAUAUCUAAAUCAUAAAGUUACUCAGAUGCCAACAAAAGGAUUUUAUGAUAUUUUGUCUGUUUAUAGAGAAUAAAUUUUGUUUUUAAUA